Messenger RNA from Elaeis guineensis (African oil palm), 979 nucleotides. RefSeq names its product membrane protein PM19L. The record is from RefSeq and is a predicted model, not a curated record. NCBI's taxonomy places the organism in Eukaryota, Viridiplantae, Streptophyta, Magnoliopsida, Arecales, Arecaceae.
GCUGGAAAAGAAGAGAUAGGUAACGUCUCUCUCUAACACUUUGUUCUCAAAGUCUCGUCCAUCUUCUUUACUUUCGUAUUGGCAAGUUCUUGUAUAUAUCUUGUCGCAAGGGAAGUUGCUAGCUUGUUAUAUUAGUUAUCGUCGAGUUGAUUUUAGUAGUGUUGGGAUGGCUCAAACAGUGGGGAGGAACAUAGCAGCACCGCUGCUGUUUCUGAACCUCAUAAUGUAUAUAAUAGUGGUGGGUUUUGCGAGCUGGAACCUGAACCACUUCAUUAAUGGCCAGACUAACUAUCCUGGGGUGGCCGGCAAUGGUGCGACAUUCUACUUCCUGAUAUUCGCAAUACUCGCCGGCGUGCUCGGCGUUGCAUCGAAGCUAGCCGGUGCCAACCACAUUAGAGCUUGGAGGAAUGAUAGCCUCGCCGCGGCUGCCUCAUCUUCGGUCGUUGCAUGGGCCAUUACUGCCUUAGCCUUUGGGUUGGCAUGCAAGGAGAUCAACAUUGGAGGUCACAGGGGAUGGAGACUCAGGACUUUGGAGGCCUUCAUCAUCAUAUUGACCUUCACUCAGCUUCUCUACGUGUUGAUGCUGCAUGCAGGGGUGUUCAGUAGCAAGUAUGGGCCCGGGUACAGAGAUCCGGAUUAUGGGCUGGGUGGUGGGCCGGGAGUUGAACCGGCCCAGAAGGGAACCAGGGUUUAAUUAGUGGCUUCUAUGUAGGUAUCCAGGAAUGAGGAGUAGACAAAAUGGCUUCUCUCACCUUUGUUUGCUGGUGUUAGAGCUUUAAUUCGUCUCCUCGUUUCAAUUAUUUAGAAUUAUGAAUGAUGAUGUACAUAUUAGUGUAGUAUCUGUAUCCUAUGUUAUCACUCUGUUGGAUAUCGCAUUAGUGGUCCAAGUUGAAGGUGUGUCCGUCCUUCUGUAUCAUUGUUCCUGUUAUGUGCUUGAUGAAACUUGAUGGAUGGUCUAUCUUUAUGAAAAAUGUAACGC